This is a messenger RNA of Merops nubicus (carmine bee-eater), 1050 nucleotides long. Its product is annotated as pinopsin. Gene Ontology annotation, molecular function: G protein-coupled receptor activity. Gene Ontology annotation, biological process: visual perception; phototransduction; G protein-coupled receptor signaling pathway. Gene Ontology annotation, cellular component: photoreceptor outer segment; membrane. The transcript has 5 exons. The record is from RefSeq and is a predicted model, not a curated record. Lineage: Eukaryota; Metazoa; Chordata; Aves; Coraciiformes; Meropidae. The coding region runs from base 1 to 1050 and encodes 349 amino acids.
AUGGACGCCUCCAACAGCUCACAGGAUCCCCCAGCUAACAGCACCCCGGGGCCCUUCGAUGGCCCCCAGUGGCCCCACCAGGCCCCGCGGGGCGUGUACCUGUCGGUGGCCGUGCUGAUGGGCGUCGUCGUGGUGUCGGCCUCGGUGGUGAACGGCUUGGUCAUCCUGGUUUCCAUCAGGCACAGGAAGCUGCGUUCUCCCCUGAACUACAUCCUGGUGAACCUGGCCGUGGCCGACCUGCUGGUGACGCUCUGCGGCAGCUCCGUCAGCUUCUCCAACAACAUCAACGGCUUCUUCGUGUUCGGCAAGCGCAUGUGUGAGCUGGAGGGAUUCAUGGUCUCCCUGACAGGCAUCGUGGGGCUGUGGUCCCUGGCCAUCCUGGCCUUCGAGAGGUACGUUGUGGUCUGCAGGCCCCUGGGAGACUUUCGGCUCAAGCACCGGCACGCCGUCAGCGGCUGCGCCUUCACCUGGACCUGGUCACUGCUCUGGACAACCCCACCGCUCAUGGGCUGGAGCAGCUACGUGCCUGAAGGUCUGAGAACCUCUUGUGGGCCCAACUGGUACACUGGUGGCAGCAACAACAACAGCUACAUCCUGGCCUUGUUUGUUACCUGCUUCGUGAUGCCCCUCAGCCUGAUUCUCUUCUCCUACACCAACCUGCUGAUGACCCUGCGAUGGGCCGCGGCACAGCAGCAGGAGUCGGACACCACGCAGCAGGCGGAGCGGGAGGUGACGCGCAUGGUGAUCACCAUGGUGGUGGCCUUCCUCAUCUGCUGGCUGCCCUACACCACCUUUGCCCUCGUGGUGGCCACCAACAAGGACAUCGUCAUCCAGCCGGCUCUCGCCUCCCUGCCCUCCUACUUCUCCAAGACCGCCACGGUUUACAAUCCAAUCAUCUACGUCUUCAUGAACAAACAGUUUCAGGGCUGCCUGCUGAAGAUGGUGUGCUGUGGUCACCACCCCUGCGGGAUGGGAGAAACUGCCCCGGGAGCCCCCGGCCCCCGCGCAGACGGGCUGAGGAAUAAGGUGACACCAUCUGCCCCUGUGUAA